Molecule: messenger RNA, 2830 nt
Organism: Salmo salar (Atlantic salmon)
Lineage: Eukaryota; Metazoa; Chordata; Actinopteri; Salmoniformes; Salmonidae
Source: RefSeq, a predicted model, not a curated record
UGGGGUUUUAGGCUGGGUUUCUGUACAGCACUUUGAGAUAUCAGCUGAUGUACGAAGGGCUAUAUAAAAAAAUAAAUUUGAUUUGAUUUAUCACCACCUGUACUCUGACUGACAACCCCACCUACAUCUGGUACAAGAACGGACACAAAGUAAAGGAGGACACUUCCAGCCUGUACUCAGACUCCUUUAGUGAUGCAGAGAGUUACACCUGUACUGUAAAAGACCAUGAUAAUCUGCACUCUCCUGCUGUGUGUAACAAGUGUUGGAGUGUGACUUACACCAAUCAGAGUAUCUGUACCUUGAAGGGGUCAACAGUGGACAUAUCCUGCUCUUACACAUAUCCCAGUUACCAUGAGAUCAAAACAACUUUCUGGUUUACUAAAUGGGAGUCUGGUAUUGGUCCUAAAGAUCUGAGCUCAGUGCCAGGGUAUGAGGGUCAUAUCGAGUACCUUGGGCAUAAGGAGAGUGACUGUACCCUGAGAAUCACAGAACUGAGAUUGAGUGACUCUGCUGGGUACAGGUUCAGAUUCAUAACAUCUGGAGGAAAGUUUUCUGUCUCAGCUGUCUCCCUGACUGUCACAGAUGUUGUGUUGGAGAUGGAUCCUACAUCUGUGUCAGAGAGGGAGAAUGUCACACUGACAUGUAGAACCAAAUGUACACUGGACCCCAUCACAGCCUACAGUUGGUAUAAGAAUGGACAGCCUAUACCAAACAGCAACACCUACUCUCCUGUCUAUAUCCUAUUCUCAGUCAGCAGUGAGGAUACAGGUAGAUACUCCUGUGCUGUAGAAGGCCAUGAGGAUCUCCCCUCUGCUGAAGAGACUCUCACUGUCAGAUAUGGACCAAGGAACACCUCAGUGUCAGUCAGUCCCUCUAGUGAAAUAGUGGAGGGCAGUUCAGUGACUCUGACCUGCAGCAGUGAUGCCAACUCACCUGUGGACAAAUACACCUGGUACAAGAAGAACGUAACCUCACCAAAAGCAUCAGGACAGAGUUACAGCAUCACUAACAUCAUCUCUGAGGACAGAGGAGAAUAUUACUGUGAGGCCCAGAAUGGAAGAGGAUCUAUGAACUCUACAGCUCUGAUGGUCAUUGUAGCAGUGAAACAAACAGUUCUGACUGCAGCUGUAGGAAUCAUAGUUGUUAUUCUGGUUUUCAUCCUCUGUCUCUCUGGACUCAUGUGUUUCAGGAAGAAGGCCUCCAAAUCCACCUCUGACACAAGACACACAGCAGACGAUGGACAGGGAGACUCUGGUCCAGUGUAUGACAACGUCUCAAGCGUGGCCAUGAGCCCUACAGACAACCAGGAUGACAUUCACUACGCCAGCGUCCACUUCUCUCACUCCAAAAACCAGGAAGUGCCUCUGUACUCCACCGUCCAACUGCCUCAAACCCAGAAACAGGAUGAGGAUGUCCAGUACUCUGCUCUGAAAUUCAACCGCCCCACUGCUGCCACCUGACCCACAGCAGCACAAGCAUCUGAGGAGGACCCCUCUGUUUUCUACAGUACAGUCAACAAACCCAGAACCAAGAAGACCUGAACACAACAAACCCAGAACCAAGAAGACCUGAACACAACAAACCCAGAACCAAGAAGACCUGAACACAACAAACCCAGAACCAAGAAGACCUGAACACAACAAACCCAGAACCAAGAAGACCUGAACACAACAAACCCAGAAACAAGAAGACCUGAACACAACAAACCCAGAAACAAGAAGACCUGAACACAACAAACCCAGAAACAAGAAGACCUGAACACAAUAAUUUAAAUCAAAACCUUGUACACUGUAUAUACAAAAGUAUGUGGACACCCCUUCAAAUUAGUGGAUUUGGCUAUUUCAGCCACACCGGUUGCUGACGGGUGUAUAAAAUCGAACACACAGCCAUGCAAUCUCCAUAGCCAAACAUUGGCAGUAGAAUGGCCUUAAUUAAGAGCUCAGUGACUGCCCGUCAACUGUAAAUGCUGUUAUUGUGAAUUGUAAAUGACUACGAGCAACAACGGCUCAGCCGCGAAGUGGUAGGCCACACAAGCUCACAGAACGGGGCCGCUGAGAGCUGAAGCGCGUAAAAAUCAUCUGUCCUCGGUUGCCACACUCAGCACAAUAACUGUUCUUCGGGAGCUUCAUGAAGUGGGUUUCAAUGGCCGAGCAGCCCCACACAAGCCUAAGAUCACCAUGCGCAAUGCCAAGCGUCAGCUGGAGUGGUGUAAAGCUCGCCGCCAUUGGACUCUGGAGCAGUGGAAACGCAUUCUCUUGAGUAAUGAAUCACUCUCCACCAUCUGACAGGCCCACGGAUGAAUCUGGGUUUGGCGGAUGCCAGGAAAACGCUACCUGCCCCACUGCAUAGUGCCAACUCUAAAUAAUGGUCUGGGGCUGUUUUUCAUGGUUCGGGCUAGGCCCAUUCAUUCCAGUGAAGGGAAAUCUGUACGCUACAGCAUACAAUGACAUUCUAGAUAAUUCUGUGCUUCCAACAGUUUGGGGAAGGCCCUUUCCUGUUUCAGCAUGACAAUUCCCCUGUGCACAAAGUGAGGUCCAUACAGAAAUGGUUUGUCGAGAUCGACGUGGAAGAAUUUGACUGGCCUGCACAGAGACCUGAUCUCAACCCCAUCGAACACCAACUGCGAGCCAGUGUCCGAACUCACUUAGGAGAAGCAGAAGCAGGUUCUUAAUAUAACUGUCUGGUGACAAUCUCACUUUUUAAAGUUCAUAUUCUGUUAUCCUGUUAGGGCUAGGGGGCAGUAUUGACACGGCUGGAUAAAAAACGUACCCGAUUUAAUCUGGUUACUACUCCUGCCCAGUAACUAGAAUAUGCAUAUAAUUAUUGGCUU